Molecule: messenger RNA, 717 nt
Organism: Heterostelium album PN500
Lineage: Eukaryota; Evosea; Eumycetozoa; Acytosteliales; Acytosteliaceae
Exons: 3
Coding region: 1-717 (238 amino acids)
Source: RefSeq, a predicted model, not a curated record
AUGAAUAAAAUAACUAGUUAUAAAAAACCAACAUAUUAUAAUCACAAAGAUGAACCAUCAAAUAUUCAAAAUCCUAGUGAUAUCAAGAAUAUGAUGAAUAGAAGAUAUAAAAUUCUAUUAAUAUCAAUGGCCGUCACAACAAUUCCAUCUUUUUUUAUUAGUGUAGUACAUUUAGUUAAUGGAUUGAUUAGUUUAUUUGUUAUUGCACUUGGAACCAUUGGAUUAUUUAAAAAGAGUAGCAUUAUACUCUCGAUUUUUCAAAUCCUUACUAUUUUAGUAUGGAUAUUUACACUAACGGUAUUUAUUUUUGGAAUCAUUGAAAUAAGUAAUGGAAAAGAUAUCAAUGAUAAAAAUAGAUUAUUUUUCAACUAUAAUCAAGCACUUUUAAUAGUUGGUACAAUAAGUUCAUCUCUUUGGUUAAUUUUUGGAUUGGGAGCAGUAGGAUUAUCACAAGAAGUUCAAAGAUUUAUCAAAUUCAAUACCAAUCUUUGUAUUAUUGAAGAAGAACCAUUUUUCCAUCCUGAACUAUCGCAACCACUUAGAUCCGCCACAUUUAAUACUAAUGCAACAAACUAUUCAAACUACAACACUUUUCCAUCAACUAGCUAUUCGGAACCACCACAACAAUUUCUAACUACAACUCAUUCACAAACCAUAUUGACAGCACAACCAUAUCAAUAUUCAAAGUAUCAAGUUAACUAUCCAUCAUCCAAAUAA